ACAACUCGAAAUUCGUUUUCAACUUCCAGGUUCGAUCCUUCUCCCUAAGUCCCAAUUUAUCGAAUUCUUACUUCCCAAUUUCAUAUAUGUAAUGAAGUGUAAAUCGGUGGCUUGCAUAUGGUCUGCCUCGCCGCCGGUUCACAGAGUCACCGCCGCCACCGUACUUGAUCAGCCGCCGACACUCUACACCGGCGGAUCCGAUGGCUCCGUCAUCUGGUGGAACCUUAUUUCCUCCCACGAGAAACAGGAAAUAAAACCAAUUGCUAUAUUGUGCGGUCACGCUGCCUCCAUAGCUGAUCUAGCGAUCUGUUUUCCUGCUGCAAGUGCGGGAACUGGAAAGUUAGAUUACCCGAGUACUUUGCUAUCAAACUCUAACUCAGUUGACUAUGGUGCAUUAAUUAGUGCAUGCACCGAUGGUGUAUUGUGCGUUUGGAGCAGAGCCAUGGGACACUGUAGACGUAGAAGAAAACUGCCUCCUUGGGUGGGUAGUCCGUCCAUGCUCCAACCAUUGCCUGAAGAUAGUAGAUUUGUAUGUAUAGCCUGCUGUUUUGGUGACUAUGACCAUCCUGUUGGAGAGUCUGAGACUUCGGAGGACAAAGAAUCACAGCAGGGAAAACCAUCUAAGAAUACAGUUCUAAUCGUCGACUCGUACACUCUUACAAUUGUCCAGACAGUUUUUCAUGGGAAUUUGUCUAUUGGACCUUUGAAGUCUAUGGCAAUAAUUGUGCCCAUUGGAGAGUUGGAAAAAUUGUCAGUGAUGAUGAUUGAUUCAUUUGGUAAGGUACAGUAUCUACCUAUAAUGAAGAACUUUGAAUCGAAGGGGGACAACGAGUCUGGCACACUACAAGAUUUUGCUCAUUUGGAAUUGAUGAAUUGUGUAAAUGGGUCAAAAGAAAAGGGACUCCUAGUGACAUUUGCAAAAUGUGGGCAGGUGAUAGCACUUGUAUAUAGAACAUUUUGCACGUUCAGGCUGAUGGAUGAUGAUACUAUUAUUGGCAAGAUUUCUUUUUCAGAUGACCAACUUUGUCUUGAAGACAAGUCGCAUGUAAUAGGUGGUAUGUUUAUCGGAGAUGAUGAAGCCAAUAUGAGAGUUAAGUCUUGGAAUUCCAAUUAUGAUUUUAUGGAGGAAUUUGCUGCAUGGAAUGACAGAGGUUCAGCUGUUAUAUACAGGAUAUCAUACUCAUGUAAUAUGUUCGUGUUUGAGCGUCUAGCUGCCAUCCCUGCCGCAUUGUAUCCUCCUGAUUUGAGAUUAUCCAUUUUAUUUAUUCCUUUCAAGAAGUAUCUGCUGCGCAUUGAAUCAAUUUGCUUUUCCAGUGAGGAACCUUCACUCUGGAAACCUCAUGUUACUGCCUGGCAAUUGCCUCAACGUUACGGGAAGCUCUGUCGAGAGUGUGAAAUGAUUGGUGAAGGCAGUUUAUUUGAUGUGUGGGAUAUGAGUUCCACUUCAUGUGAAAUUAAGGGUCCAAACAUCAAUGCUGGCCAAAGAGAAAUAAGUGUGAAUGAUGAUAUGACCACCUUACGAAGUUCUUCUCUUUCUUCAAGCGAUGUAGAUAGAGCUUGCACAAGCAAUUGGAGAUAUGGUACUCAACAAGAAGGGCAGCCAGUAUCAUCUUCAAUGGUCAUAUCUGAUUCCUACCUCGUACCAUGUGCCAUCGUGUAUGGGUUCUUCAAUGGUGAUAUUGAAAUGGUACGUUUCAAUAUGUUUUCUAUGAGAUUGGAUUCAAAUGAUGAAAGUCCAUCCCAGGAAGCAGAUGCAUGUGCACCCAAACAAUCUCUCAUAGGGCAUACAGGAGCAGUUCUAUGUUUAGCUUCUCACCCUAUAAUGAGUAGAUCUGGGGGAUGCAGCUUGAAUCAUGUUCUAUUGUCAGGAAGCAUUGAUUGCACAGUUCGUAUAUGGGAUCUUGACACUUGUAAUCCCAUUUUGGUAAUGCACCAGCAUGUAGCUCCAGUACGCCAAAUAAUUCUUCCCCCACAUCGAACGGCACACCCAUGGAGUGACUGCUUUCUCACUGUUGGAGAUGACUCAUCUGUUACCCUUGCUUCACUUGAGACUUUGCGGGUUGAGAGAAUGUUUCCUGGACACCCUUCCUAUCCUGCAAAAGUCAUGUGGGAUGGCAUAAGAGGAUAUGUGGCCUGUUUCUGCCCUAACUCUUUAGAAACGUCGGACGCACUUGACAUGCUAUACAUUUGGGAUGUAAAGACAGGUGCUCGGGAGCGAGUGCUUCGCGGAGCUGCUGCUCAUUCUAUGUUUGAUCAUUUCUGUAUGGUUAUCAACAAAAAUGAACCUUCUGGCAUUGUGAUGAAUGUAAAUACUUCAGCUUCCUCUUUACAUUUUCCAAUAACUGAGGAAGAAAAGUUUUCAGAGUCUUAUUCAAAAUAUUUUGGAAAUGCAAGUUCUUCACGAAACAUCUCCCCUGUUACUACAAGCAGAACUGAACCCAGUACUUCAGCGGCAUCUAAUGCUAGAAAAGGAACUGCUGCAAAAUCAGUUCAACCUACGUUGUCAGUCUUCCAACGUGCCAAGCACCUAAUUAAAAGCUCUUGCCCUUUUCCUGGCAUUGCCACUUUGUGUUUUGAUCUUACUUCUUUGAUGUCUCUUUGUUUAAAGCCUGAGUUGUUCAAAGGUGGCAGUAAUAUCAGAGAGAAAACUCAUGUGAAAGAAGCUGGAACUGAUGCACCCAUAGAUGAUGCUCAUAUGAGAGAGAGUGUUCCUCUGAAGGAACUGGGAUCUGAGGUGCACAACACCUAUCAUGUGAAUCAGCAAAGUAUUUCUGUUUUAGAUGGGACUUCGGCCCCUACAAUAGAACAUCAUGAGUGGGUUCGCUUGCUUGAGGAAGGCCUACUUCAAUUUAGCUUGUCAUUUUUGCACUUGUGGAAUGUGGAUCAUGAGCUUGACAACUUGUUAGUUACUGAAAUGAAGCUAAAGAGACCAGAUUGUUUUAUUGUAGCUUCUGGGUUGCUCGGAGACAGGGGAUCUCUGACACUGACAUUUCCAGGUUCAACGUCAACUCUUGAGCUAUGGAAAUCAUCACCAGUGUACUCCGCAAUGAGAUCACUAACGAUGGUAUCCCUUGCCCAGCACUUGAUUAGCUUAUCCCACUCGUGUUCAUCAGCCAGCAGUGCAUUAGCUGCAUUUUAUACAAGGAAAUUUGCAGAGAAGAUCCCAGAUAUAAAGCCCCCUUUGCUUCAGCUUCUGGUAAGCUUUUGGCAAGAUGAGUUCGAACAUGUGAAAAUGGCUGCACGCUCUCUCUUUUACUGUGCUGCUUCCCGGGCGAUUCCACUUCCACUAUGCUGUCCAAAAAUCACUGAGCACACAAACUUUGUCAGUUGUCCCAUUGGAAUAGCAGAGAGUGAACAUAAAGAUCCAACCACUGUAUCUUUGAUAUCUGAUGGGAAAAUAGAAACUCAAGGGGAGUUUCAGGCAGAAGAUUAUGAAAUAACUUUAUGGAUAGAAUCAUAUGAAAUGCUAGACUGGAUUUCUUGCGUAAGGGGAACAUGUCAAGAUGCAAGGGCUUCCCAAAUAAUUGUUGCUGCUGCAUUGGCUGUCUGGUACUCUAGCCUUGUGAAACAAAGGCUUGCCAUUGUGGUUGUUCAUCCGUUGAUGAAAUUGGUCAUGGCCACGAAUGAAAGUUAUAGUUGCACUGCAGCAGAGAUUCUGGCUGAAGGCAUGGAGAGUACAUGGAAAGCAUGUAUCGCUUCUGAAAUACCUCGCCUUAUUGGGGAUAUAUUCUUUCAAGUAGAGUGUGUUAGUGGUGCAUCAGCACAAAACUCAGCUGCAUCUCUUAACAUUAGGGAAACUUUGGUUGGGAUUCUUCUUCCUAGUUUAGCAAUGGCUGACAUACCUGGAUUUCUUCAUGUGAUAGAAAGCCAAAUCUGGUCGACUGCAUCUGAUUCACCUGUUCACGUGGUUUCUCUCAUGACUUUGAUAAGGGUCGUCCGUGGUUCGCCUAGAAGCUUAGCUCCAUACCUUGAUAAGGUGGUCACUUUCAUUUUGCAGACUAUGGAUCCUGGAAAUCUAGUCAUGCGCAAAACUUGCAUUCUGACUUCCAUGGCUGCAUUGAAGGAAGUUGUGCGUAUGUUCCCUAUGGUAGCCCUAAAUGAUAAUUCAACCCGGUUGGCUGUUGGGGAUGCAAUUGGAGAUAUCAAUAAUUCGAGUAUUCGGGUGUAUGAAAUGCAAAGCAUGAGCAAGAUAAAGAUCUUGGAUGCAAGUGGACCUCCGGGACUUCCAAGUUUGCUUGGAGGGGCCUUGGAAAUGGCUGUAACAACUGCAAUAACAGCUCUAAGCUUUUCACCGGAUGGAGAGGGGCUAGUUGCAUUUUCUGAGAAUGGUUUGAUGAUCAGAUGGUGGUCAUUGGGAUCUGUUUGGUGGGAGAAACUUAGCCGAAAUCCCGUGCCUGUACAGUGCACGAAACUGAUCUUUGUUCCCCCAUGGGAGGGAUUUUCACCUAAUUCUACUAGAUCCAGCAUAAUGGCGAGUGCAUUGGAUAAUGAUAGGCAAGCCAAUUCACCGGGGAAUGGCCAGGAUUCGAGUGAAAUGGACAGAUUGAUGCUCUUGAUUCAUAAUCUUGAUUUGUCCUAUAGGCUCGAGUGGGUUGGCGAAAGAAAAGUUAAGCUUACGCGUCAUGGCCAAGAGUUGGGAACCUUCCAGCUAUAGUUAUAAGAUUUUGCAUAGGAUGAACAUUUUUGUUUGACUAUUCCAGUUAGCUGUUCUUUAUCAUGAUGAAAUCUUUUUGUGUGAGAUGUGAUGUCCAAAUUUAUUUGGAAUUUAACUCUUGUACUUGCAUGCAUACAACAACAAAAAAUUGCAGUUAUAGUCUUCCAAAGUAUGGGAUCAAUUGCAAAUUGAAUGCUCGACCUUUUUCUUUGUA
This is a messenger RNA of Olea europaea var. sylvestris, 4868 nucleotides long. RefSeq lists its product as uncharacterized. Gene Ontology annotation, cellular component: cytoplasm. Lineage: Eukaryota; Viridiplantae; Streptophyta; Magnoliopsida; Lamiales; Oleaceae. Bases 92 to 4654 code for a protein of 1520 amino acids. The record is from RefSeq and is a predicted model, not a curated record. The transcript is spliced from 9 exons. Gene Ontology annotation, molecular function: protein binding.